GAUUUCAACUAAGUCGAGUGUACAUGUACGUUCUAAAUCUAUCUUUGAUGAAAAGUGUAUUUUUGUGACGGUGUUGUAAUGCAAAAUUAGGAUAACACGUCAAGGCAAAAUUAACCAAGCACCAUGACGGAGACCUUAACGGAGGAAAAAGUAAACGAAAUAGCAGAGGCCGUAGCUGUCGAUAAAAAUUUAUUAAUUCUCGGGUUGAAACUGGGAUUUAAGGAGCCAAAAGUCAAGAUGUACAUCAGUACAAAUAAACGGAAUGACAGUUCUGAAGGAACCAGCUCCAUGCUGUUCGACUGGAAAAGAAAGACCCCGAGAGCGAAGCAAAUACCGGAUCUCAUCAAGGCACUAAAUGAAUCUGGAUUUGCGGAAUUAGUUGAUGAUUUCUUCCCAUCUGGUCAUGCUGGAGGUGUCGCAACCCCUGCAGUAAAUGCAGGAAACCCUUCUACUGCAGCUUCGAAUGCCGGCAAUGCACUGUCAACGAAGAGAAAGAUUACCCCCGGAGAAAUAAUCAAGCUAUCCAAACUCCUACCUCCCGGGAAGUACAACGAGCUAGGUGUACAUUUGGGUUUUGACUUCAACUACAUGCAGGCGAAAUUGAAGAAACAUUUAAAUGACACAAAAGACGCAUUUGAAGAAGUAUUGGGUGAAUGGGCUAAUAAACGUGAAGGUGGAUUUAUUGACGAUCUAGAUGAAGCUCUGGAUAAGGCAGAAGUGGGAGCUCUCAUUGAUAAAUAUAAAAUUAAUUAGCACGAUAUUCGUGAACAAUAGACACUACGUCUGAGGAAAAGAUGUUAUAGGAGAUGUAAUUUGCAUUACCACACCAUUAAGCUCGAGUCCUAUCUAUCUAUUCUGAGUCGUGUUGGCACCAGCAUUACGUCGCUGUUGUUCACACCGCUAGCAAUUGCUUUUUGAAGGCAAGAAAAGGGUUCAAUUGAGCACGAGAAAAGGGAUAUGCAUAUGAAUUAAAGCAACUGCCGAAGCAUGAUCUUUUUCCCUGGCUAUAGCUAUUGCUUGUGCUUAAAGCAGUCGCUUGCCAGCAAUUGCUACUAAUUUGUUUCUCUUUGAUAGAUUUAUACAUUCGGCAUUCGGGUUUCCAUUUAUUAGGAAGAAAACAUGGAGGCUAUGUACUUAUUAGGAAGAAAACAUGUAAGCUAUGAUACAUCUUGGGGUCCUCUCUCGAAUGCAUAAACGUGAAUAAAAAACGCAAACGUCUUGAUCAAGCAAACGCUCAAGCUGCUCUGGCGGAGCUUGAAUAAAACACAAGCAAAUGCUUAAAUGCACAAGCGAAAUGCUCGCUUGAUCAUUUUAUGCAUAGGCCUACGCUUCUCACCAAUAGCUUAAGCCCCAGUCACAUAUAGACACGGAUCCUCACGGAUCAACACGGCAAUGCCGGCAUGAUCCGGGGAGGUCCGGGAUAGCUUUGCCCCGGAUGACUGUAAACACGGCAUCAACACGGCAGCUUCACACGGAUCUACACGGACCAUGCCGGCAGAGCACGUCGUCAACACGGACCGACACGUCAUCAACACGGACCAACACGUCAGCUAUACGGACCAACACGUCAGCAACACGGACCAACACGUCAGCAACACGGACCAACACGUCAGCUACAAGGACCAACACGGACCAACGCGUCAGCAACACGGACCAUCACGUCAGCUACACGGACCAACACGUCAGCUACACGGACCAACACGUCAGCUCAAGUACCAACACGGCAGCUAUAUUGACCAGCACGGCAAAUGAAA
This is a messenger RNA of Lytechinus pictus (painted urchin), 1754 nucleotides long. RefSeq lists its product as uncharacterized. Gene Ontology annotation, molecular function: protein binding. Gene Ontology annotation, biological process: signal transduction. The transcript has 4 exons. Lineage: Eukaryota; Metazoa; Echinodermata; Echinoidea; Temnopleuroida; Toxopneustidae. The record is from RefSeq and is a predicted model, not a curated record. The coding region runs from base 124 to 753 and encodes 209 amino acids.